GUAACUCUUCCACAUUAACGAGUACUCAACCCAACUUCUCUACCUCACGAUCAACGGCUCUGUCUUCACACGAUGUGCCCACGGACUAUAAGGAAAGUCACUACGGGAAGAUUAGUGUUCGUGAGUCUUUGGCCAGUUUGCGGGCCCGAAAGGCAAUGCCCCACCUGGGUCCACCAUUUCCCAGAGUUCCCGCGGCUCGCCACGAUCUAUCUGCGAAUGCUACGUCCGAAUACGAACGCGUUUCCAGUUCGGCAAGCGACACGAACACUUCCGUCUAUGACUUUCUCCCGCAGGCCUCAGCUUCUAAGGAGGCAGCACCGGAUGCCCCACACAUCCUCGGUCCGAUCAAAAAAGAAGCUCGGUUUGAUCAGCUAGUUGACGCCUACGCCGAAACCCCGUGUGUUUCCUCCAAACCUGAAUCUCAGGUGGCUUCUUUACGUUCACCUAAUUACCCGAAUCAUCGCCAUCAGGAUUUCAGUGCCGUCUUCGUUAACUCCUUUGUUCGAACUCAGGAGCCAAGUACCCAACCUGAAAUAACCUUCUCUCACAUUCUCACUGAGAUGCGUGCAUUUCGUCACGUAGACAGCGAAGGUACGUGA
Dicrocoelium dendriticum is the source of this 599-nucleotide messenger RNA. Lineage: Eukaryota; Metazoa; Platyhelminthes; Trematoda; Plagiorchiida; Dicrocoeliidae. The record is from the annotation of a GenBank genome assembly.